Molecule: messenger RNA, 4605 nt
Organism: Poecilia latipinna (sailfin molly)
Lineage: Eukaryota; Metazoa; Chordata; Actinopteri; Cyprinodontiformes; Poeciliidae
Gene: lrrc3
Product: leucine rich repeat containing 3
Exons: 2
Coding region: 1171-1941 (256 amino acids)
Cellular component (GO): plasma membrane
Molecular function (GO): protein binding
Source: RefSeq, a predicted model, not a curated record
CGUUUACCCAGAAUGCCCACUGUCUGCUUUUGGAGCGGUCUGUGGUCCUCUUGGUGUUCUGCACCAGAGUUCACUUUAACCGAACUCAGCCGAGGUUGGUAGGCGGACCAGUUUGAUUAGCGUUCACACUUCCUCAAACGAACCGGACUUUCUAGACAAACGGACUGGAGUUGCAUUAUAAAAGGUGGGAAUUCACUCAACAUGUUCAGAAUCCGGGUCUUUGUUGGAGAAACUCUGGUUACGGCAGAAACAAACCUGGAAAUUCAAUUAUUUUAUUUCAGAUCUAGUUUCACAGGUUUCUAAUCUGUUAUUCCCAUCACUGCUGCCCUCUAGUGGCCAGCCUGCAUGUGGCAGCCUCUUGCAAAUCACAUCCAUCCCCAUCUCUAGUUUGCAUGUUGAGUAAAUUACAUCCAGACUGGACAGGUCCUGCAUGGUGACGAGCUGAUUUCAGUUUUCAUGUGAAACUGUUCAAAAGAAAUCAGCUGCUAAUAUGAAGGCUGACAUCUUGAUCCUCUCACAGCAGCUGGAAUAAUCAAUAACUCAGCGCAGACCUAAUCUUUCAAAUUGAACCAUCAGUUUAAAGAAGUUGGCGCCACAGAAGCGGCUCGGCGGUCCCGGCGCUCCGGGUUCCUCUGAGUGGGGAUGAUUGGAGGAGGAGGAGGAGGAGACAGAGAGGGAGGUGCAGCAGGCAGAGGGAGGAGGAGGACGGCAGCCCAGUCUGCGCUCGGCUCAGGGAGACGAAGCCCCGCGUCCACCUGCUCCAGCUUUCAACAAGUGCAGACGAGACAAACGGAGCUUAAGAAGUGGAUUUCCUCUCCAAACAAACGGCGAAACUCAUCCUGCCUCGUCCCACCGGAGCUGGAAAACCAGAGGAACUCCAAACAUUCCCGUCAAGAGGAGGAAGAAGCUUCAACUCGUUACGAACACGACACGAUGUUUGGAGUCCGGCGUUUUUCCUGGUGUUAAUCUGGAGAUUACAGCUUCCCACUGGAAUAUGUUCUGGUUGAAACAUGCAUCAAGAGACUGUUGGAAUCAAUUUUAAUGGAUUAUCUCAAGAUAAGAGUCCACAGUUCCACAAAUGAGCUGCUGAUUUUAUCUGAUGAGGGAGACCAUCGGGCCGGAUGAUGAAGCCUUCUGCCUGACAGGACGUUGUGGAAGUCCCUGCUGAGUAUGCAGGACGCUGCGAGGCCUCGGAUGCUUGGCUUCGCCCUGCUGUGGGGCGCGAUUCUCCUACAUAACGCGUCCGUGGCGGCGUGUCCCUCCAGCUGCCACUGCAUGGACAAGAACGGCUUGACGGUGGUCCAAUGCAUGUCCCGCAACCUGGAGAGGAUCCCCCCAGACCUCCCCAGAGACACAGUCGUCCUGCUUCUGGCGGCCAACCACAUCACCCACAUCCCCAACCACGCCUUCAGAGAGCUGCACUACCUGCAGGAGCUGGACCUGUCCAACAACGACAUCGAGACGGUGGACAUGGGCGCCUUCCUGGGCGUCUCCGACAGCCUGCUGGUGCUGGACCUAUCCAACAAUCACAUCCAGAGCGUCCCCAAGGAGGCGUUCGCCCGGCUGCGGGCCAAAAUCAGCCUCUCCAACAACCCGUGGCACUGCGAGUGCACGCUGCAGGAGGUGCUGCGGGAGCUGCGGCUGGACCCGGAGACGGUCAACGAGGUGAUCUGCCACACGGCGGUGCAGGAGGAGUACGCCGGCAAGCCCGUCAUCCAGGUGCUGGACUCAGGGAUCAACUUCUGCAACUUCCACCACAAGACGACCGACGUGGCCAUGUUCGUCACCAUGUUCGGCUGGUUCACCAUGGUGAUCGUAUACGUGAUCUACUACGUCAGACACAAUCAGGAGGACGCCAGGAGGCACCUGGAGUACCUCAAGUCACUGCCCAGCAACUCUCAGAUCAGCAAGGACUUUGACACCAUCAGCACGGUUCUUUAACAGGAGACGACAGCUGAAGGAAGCGUCUAGAUACGCCGCGAUGGACGCAGAGUUCUGGGAAAACAGUCCUGGUGGGGUCACCACGAACCUUUUCGGGUUGGUUGAGUCUCCUGACAUUUUCCACCAGUCAUGAUAAAGGCUCAUAAUCUCUGUUUGCAAACACAACAUUCAAACCCACAGAGUAUUUUACUUGGGUCACAUUAAUAAUCCACUUUGAUUCUUGGUGGAGGGAAAAUCCAGAAUCGAUCUCAACCUGUGAGUUGAGGACUUUUCCCCGAGUAGCUGCAGGGUGUGAGGUUUUUAAAACAAAUCAGUUGAUAUCAAACUGUUGUCACCUGGAGGUCCAGUAGACUCUGUUAGGAACCAGAACAUCUGCUCCUCCUCCAGCUGCUGUGGUUCCGAGUCAAACCAACAUGUUCCCCUCCUGGCCUGUGGGGGCGCUGCACCAAGAACCACUGAAGGAAACGACCCUAAAACCUCUGAAGAGGUCGUCUUUCUAACCUGUAAGAGCUGAACCAGCUCAGUACUUGGUGGAAGCUAAUGCUACCUGUAAAUUCAGCCAUUUUGAGCAGUGAGCACUGCCAGGUAAUAUGUUGGAUACCCUACAGCACUGAAACAUUAGCUCAAGGAAAAUAUGCAGAUGGCACAAGUUAGGAAAAAAAGUAUUUUAUUAAAGAACAUAAAACUUUUUAGAAAACAACCUCCAGUCCACCUGAUGGUCUGGCUGUCGACUCCAGGAACAAAAGCUCCAGGUGUCAUUUCUCAGUGUGACGGCGAAAGCAGAAGCAGGGAUGAGCUCAGAAUCAAACUCUGCUGCAGCUGCAACUUCCCAGCAGGCGUGGAGCAGCUUUACUGUUAUUAUGGGAUGCAACUCAGAUCAACACUUUAUCUGCCAGGGGCUCAAGCUGCAUGAAGCAGUGCUUUAAUCCAAUACAUUCCUUAAUCUGAACAAUUUAUCUAAUCCACUUUGCAACUAUUAUGUAAAAGUUCAGAUUGGCUGCCAGUCUAAUUUAUCAAGCUGUUAGCUCAUCAAGCUAGCACAGCAUGGCUAACUAAGAUCAGAAGGUAUGAGGCAGCAUUUAUGCUAAAGGGUAAUAAUUACCGAACAUAUUAAAAGUUGAUGUUUCUUUACAUAUCGAGUCAAUUUUGAGUGAUGUGUUUGCAAACGACACUUCAUUGCACUUUAUUGUUGCUUUUAAGUGAGAAACGUUUUGCAGGCGAGUGCUGAUGAGGAGCAACAUGUCAGGAAGAUUAAAUAAUCUGAUGACGACCUCAAUGAAAAUGUAAGAGCCGAAAUAAAUGCUGACGGUUCCUGAAAGAAGCUCAGACAUUACAGCAAAUGAUUUGGGGAAUUUAUUGUGAAUGAAACAGAUUGUUGUGUUUUAGCUAACUCAGAAAGAUGCUAAUGCUUCAAAAACCAACAUUUUCAAUGUUUAUCAGCUCUUAUUCUGAAAUAUGACGAAUAAUCUCUGAUUUCUAAACCAAGUUCAACCAAAAUGUCUGCGUCAUAACAGCUGGAGAAGAAAAGCACAAAAUAAACCUUCCCAUUAGUUGGGAUGCAUUUUUACUGAACACAUUUCUGUUGAUGCUGUGAUGUGAUUGAAUCGUGGAAGUGGAGGGGAAGGCCGGAGUCUCCGGUCGCUUUGCUGCGGCUGAUUUAUGCCGCAGAUGUCCCAAAGUCAAGGUGAAGACGAUUUUACGAGCUACGCGCUAAUUUAUGGAGCCGCUCCAGACGCUAGCAUAAAACAGCAAAGCUUGAAAUAAAGCGGAGAGCUCUUAGAAACGAAGCUCCUCGUGUCCCGCUGGAGCCAACGGAUCAUUUACAAAAGCUAAAGUUUCCAGAUUUUUUAUUCUUUUUAAUGCGUUUUGAAAUCAUUGAGAUUUUUCAUCGUUGGGUUUAGAGUAAAUCCUAAACGUCUCAGAAACGUCUUUGCCAGGCUGGGAUUUGACGUUUUAAUGCUUUAAUGUGUGGUAAUAUAUACAAACGCUCUCCACAGCCUUGGACGUUUCCCAAUGUAUGAACCUGCUUAAUUCCUGCAUAUCAAAUAUGUUGGACUUAGUGCAUAAAUUACAAGCAAACAGCUGCUGACCUGGACAACAGGAGGACAUGAUGAUUCUUUUACAGCUGCCACUCUGGCCACUUUAUCCGCCUAAGACUCCAUUUCUUAUUUUUUACUGCCAAUAUUCUGUGUCCUUGCAAGAUUAAUGUGGUUUUAGCUGCUGUUUUACUUCCAUAAAGUGGAAAUAUAUUUAUUUAAAUAUAAAUAUGAUUUGGAGUCUAUGCAAAGGAAGGAUUUAUCUGUUGUAGCUGCAGAGAUGAGCAGAUGUUUGGAUCUGAACCGUUAAUUUUAUCACAUUGUAAAAAAAAUUGAUUUAGGAAAAUGCCAGAAGAAAAGCUGGAAAUCUAAAAAAAGUCAUUCUGGUUGCUUCACCUGCUGCUCGUUUGGCUGCAGAACUUAAAAUGUUCAUGUUGAGUCCAGAAAUGCUUCAACGGUCAUUCUAUGGAGGACUCAUCCUGCCAAAAUUACCAGGAAAUAUGGAAACAAAUAAAUGUCUUGAAUAAAUAAUUAACAGUCCCUGAAGGAUUUAAAUUUGUUUCUCAAUCAAAGUCACUGAUUUUGUGACGUAACUUAGAAAUAUUUGCUAUAAUUUUUCCUCCACAAU